This is a messenger RNA of Saccostrea cuccullata (small rock oyster), 1716 nucleotides long. RefSeq names its product E3 ubiquitin-protein ligase TRIM71-like. Lineage: Eukaryota; Metazoa; Mollusca; Bivalvia; Ostreida; Ostreidae. The record is from RefSeq and is a predicted model, not a curated record. The transcript has 2 exons. Gene Ontology annotation, molecular function: ubiquitin protein ligase activity; zinc ion binding. Bases 75 to 1709 code for a protein of 544 amino acids.
AGGUCCUAUAGUUGCCAAUAUCUGCCAUAAUUACUCUACAUACCGUUAAGAGUAUCACCAGGAAUACUAUCAAGAUGUUGAAAUUUGGCAUAAAUUUUGCCCAACACUACGUGCAGUGUGCGCUUUGUGACCGGAGCGCGGAAUACUAUUGCUACAUCUGCGCCGAGAGAUUGUGUCUGGCAUGUCGCGACCACCACAUCCAAAGCGACACCACCACCUUCCAUGCUAUUGUUCUGUACCAGGACAGGCAGCCAGCACCUUCUAAAACAGAGCCCUGUCGCGUUCAUCAAGAAUUUUGCUAUGAAAUGGCCUGUGAGUUAUGCAAACUACCAGUCUGCUCAAGAUGCAAGGAAGAAGACCACCGAAGCCAUACGUUCAAAAACAUUAACGACGCAUUAAAGGAAUCGGAAAAGCGUUGCAAUAUUAAGAUUCAGAACAUCAAAAAGGCCAUCAUACCAAAAUGGCGGGAUACACUAUCCACUUUGAGUGAAGAAAAAGUUGAAUCAAAAGAAGAAAUCUCUAAAAUUAGAUCACAAUUGCAAGAUGAUGCAAAGAAACUGAAAGAUUUAGUGGACGUUAUUGUGGAGAGAAACUGUCGAAGUCUGGAUUGUGAGGAAGAGCGAAUUAAUGAUUACUUGGAAAGGCAGGCAACCCUCAUAUCAGGAUACAUUACAAACAAUGAACAGUUAAUCGAUAACUAUGAGGAUAAGAAGAGGGGACCUUACGAGAAACUGAUGCUGCGGAAAGAGAUUUUCGAGUCUGAUGUCAUGGAAUUUGAAGAAACAAACUUAAAAAGGCCAGUUUAUCUCAGAGAAAAUGUAAGUGAGGACAACGUGGCAAACCUUCUUGGAAAAUUGUCAAUUCCUGAGAGCACAUUGCCUCAAGAAAACAAGAAUCAUGUCGAGUCCAACCCAGUAAGCAUUGCAUUCAAACUGCCUUUUUCUGAUGCAAGGCAUAUUUCAUAUGUCCUAAAUAACAGGUUAUGGAUAGGAAAUGGAGAUGGCCAGAUUGUUCUCACAGAUGAUACUGGUGAAGUCUUAGGCAAGAUAAACACCGCCCAAAUAAAUAAUCAGCACGGCUGUCACACAGUAACUAAGGAAGGAGAUUUACUUUACAUCGACCGAUUCAACAAUAGCAUCAAGAAGUAUACUUCAUUGAGAAUGAAAACCACUUUCAUUGUCACAGGAGAUUGGACGCCAUUAUGUAUCUUCUCUUCCCCCAAGAACGGAGCUAUUCUUGUAGGAGAGUAUCAAAGUAUGUUGGCUAGAGUAACCCGAUACGACAAGGAGCGGGGCGAGCCGUGGUCGAUUCAGUUUGACGCCGAGGGUAAUCCUCUUUAUCAAUCCCCUCUUUACAUUACAGAAAACUUGAACGGCGAUAUCUGCACGUCAGAUGGCUGUCCAAAUAACGCUGUGGUGGUGGUGAACAAAGACAGGAACCACCGGUUCACGUACAGGGGACACGAAGGAGAAUCCAAUUUCUACCCCCGGGGAAUAUGUAUCGAUGAUCAGGGACGGAUUCUAGUCAUCAAUGAGCAUAACAGUAUCCAUGUGAUUGAUCAAGAUGGUCACUUUGUAACUUUCUUGCUCACAAAAUGUGAAAAGACAGGACUACAGUAUAACGUUGGAAUAUGCAUAAAUGAAAGCAACACUCUUUGGACAUGCGGAAAAAAUGAAGUGAGAGUUUUCAAACUAUCUGAUGUUAUGUGAAACAAGA